Messenger RNA from Mus musculus (house mouse), 1804 nucleotides. RefSeq names its product SH3 and cysteine rich domain 3 (gene Stac3). NCBI's taxonomy places the organism in Eukaryota, Metazoa, Chordata, Mammalia, Rodentia, Muridae. Gene Ontology annotation, biological process: skeletal muscle contraction; neuromuscular synaptic transmission; positive regulation of protein localization to plasma membrane. The transcript has 12 exons. The record is from RefSeq and is a predicted model, not a curated record. The coding region runs from base 377 to 1459 and encodes 360 amino acids. Gene Ontology annotation, cellular component: sarcolemma; T-tubule; cytoplasm. Gene Ontology annotation, molecular function: identical protein binding.
CGAGCCCUGCCCCAGACCUCCUGGUUCCAAUUUCUCCCUGUCAGCUGUGCUCUCAGCUGUCCACUGUCCUCCAGCCCUGUCACUUCAGCUCUGCCACCACGGUGAGAGGCUCCAAGGCCUACCUACUAAUACUGUCUGGGUAGCUGGUGUGGGUCCAGAAGGUACCAGAAAGGGGGCUUACCUCCCUGAAGGAAGAGGGCUAGCCCUCCCCAGCAGCACCAUCAAGGUCUCAGAGACCCCUUUCCACAGUGAACUGACUUAGGGAGUCUGGAAAGCUCCCCUUCGAGGGCCACCCUACUGUGUGCAGCAGGACUGCUGGAAUAGAAGAACAGCAGACAGAGAUUAGAACUCAUAGCGGGGCCCAAUCUCUUGUAAGAUGACAGAAAAGGAAGUGGUGGAGUCCCCUCAGCCCCCCUUUCCAGGAGAGACUCCGCAAAGUGGGCUACAGCGACUGAAGCAGUUAUUCAAGAAGGGCUCUCCAGAGACAGCUGAGAUGGAGCCUCCCCCAGAGCCCCAAGCCAAUGGAGAGGCGGUGGGGGCUGGGGGUGGGCCCAUCUACUAUAUCUAUGAGGAAGAAGAGGAGGAGGAGGAAGAGGAGGAACCACCCCCAGAACCUCCUAAGCUCGUCAACGACAAGCCCCACAAGUUCAAAGAUCACUUCUUCAAGAAGCCCAAGUUCUGCGAUGUCUGUGCCCGGAUGAUUGUGCUCAAUAACAAGUUUGGACUCCGCUGCAAGAACUGCAAAACCAACAUCCAUGAGCAUUGUCAGUCCUACGUGGAGAUGCAGAGAUGCUUCGGCAAGAUCCCACCUGGUUUCCGUCGGGCCUAUAGCUCCCCACUCUACAGCGACCAACAGUACGCUGUCUCUGCUGCCAAUCGCAAUGACCCCGUGUUUGAAACCCUGCGCGUCGGGGUGAUCAUGGCAAACAAGGAACGGAAGAAGGGGCAGGCAGAUAAGAAAAAUCCUCUGGCAGCCAUGAUGGAGGAGGAGCCAGAGUCAGCCAGGCCAGAGGAGGGCAAGUCACAGGAUGGAAACAAUGCAGAAAAGGACAAGAAGGCCGAGAAGAAAACUCCUGAUGACAAAAACAAGCAGCCUGGCUUCCAGCAGUCUCAUUACUUUGUGGCUCUCUAUCGGUUCAAAGCCCUGGAGAAGGACGACCUGGAUUUCCCGCCAGGGGAGAAGAUCACAGUCAUUGAUGACUCCAAUGAGGAGUGGUGGCGGGGGAAAAUCGGAGAGAAAGUCGGAUUCUUCCCUCCAAACUUCAUCAUUCGGGUGCGGGCUGGAGAACGUGUGCACCGCGUGACCAGAUCGUUUGUGGGGAACCGCGAGAUUGGACAGAUCACUCUCAAGAAGGACCAGAUCGUAGUGCAGAAAGGAGAUGAAGCUGGUGGUUACGUCAAGGUCUACACCGGCCGCAAGGUGGGGCUGUUUCCCACCGACUUCCUGGAGGAGAUUUAAGAGUACUGGUGCCUGCUGGCGGGAGACACCCACUCCUCGUUCUGGGCGGGGCCCAGUGCGAGCUGGGGAGGGAAGGGGCAAGGGGAGGGAGUACUGGAUGAGGAGGGUCGGAAAGGCCCACCAGAGCAUAAUGACGUUUCUGGGGAGGGUCUGGUUCCCACCUCUCUCCCCUGCCUAGGGCUCCGGAUACCUGGUGCGCUGAGCAGCCUGCACCGAUUAGGCCCACACUUCAGGUUCAUCCAACUUUCAAGAGCUUGGGGGUGGGGGUGGGGGAGCAUCUCCAUAAGGAGGGGCAGAACUGUCAAAUGUUUCGAAUUUAUUAAAGUUUUAACAAAAGUUAGAAAA